GUCGCAUGAUCUUGGAUGCCUUUGCCCAGCAGUGCAGUCGAGUUCUUAGCCUCCUAAAUUGUGGAGGCAAACUCCUGGACUCCAACCAUUCUCAGUCCAUGAUUUCUUACGUCAAGCAGGAGGGCUCAAGCUACACUGAAAGACAGGAUCCGUGUCACAUUGGGAAAGGGGUCCACAGUCAGACUUCAGACAAUGUAGACAUAGAGAUGCAAUAUAUGCAAAGGAAACAACAAACUUCUGCCUUUUUGAGAGUUUUCACUGACUCCCUACAAAAUUACCUGCUCUCGGGGAGCUUUCCAACUCCGAACACCUCAUCGGUCAGCGAGUACGGCCACCUGGCCGACGUGGACCCUCUGUCAACCUCCCCCGUGCAUACACUAGGAGGCUGGACCUCCCCGGCAACGUCUGAAUCCCAUGGUCACCCAUCGUCUUCUACGCUGCCCGAAGACGAAGAGGAGGAGGAGGAGGAGGAAGGCUACUGUCCCAGAUGCCAAGAGCUGGAGCACGAGGUCAUUUCACUGCAACAAGAAAAUGAAGAGCUCAGAAGGAAAUUAGAGAGCAUCCCAGUGCCCUGCCAGACUGUUCUAGAUUACUUGAAGACGGUGCUACAGCAUCACAACCAACUCAUGAUCCCACAGCCAGUUGAGCAGCCCUCCGAGGGAAGCAAGCAGCUGUUGAACAACUAUCCUGUCUACAUAACGAGCAAGCAGUGGGACGAGGCUGUAAAUUCUUCAAAGAAAGAUGGGAGACGGCUCCUGCGAUACCUCAUCAGAUUUGUUUUCACAACCGAUGAGCUUAAGUACUCAUGCGGCCUUGGGAAAAGGAAAAGGUCAGUGCAGUCAGGAGAGACAGGUCCCGAAAGACGCCCUCUGGAUCCAGUUAAAGUAACAUGCCUCCGAGAAUUCAUUAGGAUGCACUGUACCUCCAACCCCGACUGGUGGAUGCCCUCGGAGGAGCAGAUAAACAAAGUGUUCAGCGAUGCUGUGGGUCACGCCCGGCAGGGGCGCGCGGUGGGGACUUUCCUGCACAAUGGUGGCUCGUUUUAUGAAGGGAUCGAUCACCAGGCCUCCCAGGAUGAAGUCUUCAGUAAGAAUUCCCAGGAUGGGUCUGGGGAUUAGUGGACAAAACCUUUCCAUUGCAGCAGCCGGUCCUCUCCAGAGUCGCCAUUGUGACUGUCUUGUCUCCAUCACUGUAGAGCCCACAGCAUAGCAUCUGUCAGAAUGUACAUCCUCACUCUUAACUCUCUUGACCUUCUGUCGCAGUUCCCAGAUCGAAAUCCAUUUUAGGGUUGUUGGGAAAGUCUGUGCAGCCUACCACAGAUUUUCAGAAUACUAUAUUAUAAAAAGUAAAGGCUACCAUUGAUUUUAAAAGAUUACAUGGUGAGGAUGAGGGGGUGGAGACAAACUCCUGGUCACCUGUCUGAAAUCUUCAUGUAAGUUCUGCUUCCUGCGCAGAGCUGGUCCUUAUGGAAGAUUGGGCUGCGUUCCUGCCCACGAGGGAAGGUAGAGACAUGGGUUACUAUGGAACAAGCAUUCUCUUUAAUUCAAAUAAGUCAUUUUUAUGUUUUCCAAAGACUUGAAUUCAUGCUUCUCAGCAAAGAUAUCAGAUAGGUGACAUAAUAUGCUGUGUCUCCAUUGACAGAGCCUAUUAUUAAAUAGAAACCAGAGAACAGAGGCCAUCUCUAGACAGUGAUUAGUUGAAAGUCAGCUAUUUUUCUCAAUUAUUUUUACCAAAAAAGUCCUACCAUGUUGAUCAGGAAGGCACUAGAUGAUCUCUGGAGUUUACAGAGAGUAUUAGUUUUCAUUAUGUCAGUCAAGAAACAUCCAAAGAUCCCAACCAUUGUUAAAUGCUUGAUUUUGUAGGUUCCAAUAACCUAAAGUCAGGCUCUGUUGACACAAUGCCAAAGUGGCGGGUUAAACAAUGAGAAUUUCAGCCAGUCGUUUGGUGCACUGAAGACCAAACAAGUGGUGUGACUGAUGGUAUUGACUGAGUUGACCAGAUGUUCUAGAAUUGCGUACACACAGCUUCAAGGCCAUUCUGACAACUAUGCAAUGGGCUUGUCUAAUUUCUCUGAAACUUGAGGGUCUUUCUGUGCUCAGUUGAUCUUUAGAAUUUGCAUAAAACUUAUGUUUCUCGUUGUCACUGAUGAAAAUUGUUUCUUCCCAACUGUGAGUGCCUGCUUCCCCCAACAUUCCCCUGAGCUGAUUGGUUGAGUCUCACGUGUGAAAUCAGUAGUGUCUUUGGAGCCAUUUCUUACCCAGAUGCUGCAGAGAGGCGAGGACCAGUUCUGAGGGCCUCGGGUUUGGACCU
Messenger RNA from Myotis brandtii (Brandt's bat), 2310 nucleotides. It is a transcript of the gene BEND4, whose product is annotated as BEN domain containing 4. The transcript is spliced from 4 exons. NCBI's taxonomy places the organism in Eukaryota, Metazoa, Chordata, Mammalia, Chiroptera, Vespertilionidae. Bases 6 to 1118 code for a protein of 370 amino acids. Gene Ontology annotation, molecular function: DNA binding. The record is from RefSeq and is a predicted model, not a curated record.